Molecule: messenger RNA, 612 nt
Organism: Sclerotinia borealis F-4128
Lineage: Eukaryota; Fungi; Ascomycota; Leotiomycetes; Helotiales; Sclerotiniaceae
Source: the annotation of a GenBank genome assembly
AUGGGUGCUCUUAAAUAUCUCGAGGAAAUACAAAAGAAGAAGCAAUCUGAUGUUCUUCGAUUCCUUCUUCGUGUACGAUGCUGGGAGCUCCGACAAUUGAACGUCGUCCAUCGUGCUUCCCGUCCAUCUCGUCCAGACAAGGCCCGUCGUCUCGGUUACAAGGCCAAGCAAGGAUAUGUUAUCUACCGUGCCCGUGUCCGUCGUGGUGGUCGCAAGCGCCCAGCACCAAAGGGUGCCACCUACGGAAAGCCAACCAACCAGGGUAUCAACCAACUUAAGUACCAAAGAUCCCUGAAGUCCACCGCUGAGGAGCGUGUUGGUCGCCGUUGCGCCAAUUUGAGAGUUUUGAACUCCUACUGGAUCAACCAAGACUCGACCUACAAGUACUUCGAGAUCAUCCUCGUUGAUCCUCAACACAAGGCCAUCCGCCGCGAUCCUCGUAUCAACUGGAUCGUCAACCCAGUCCACAAGCACCGCGAAUCUCGUGGAAUGACUGCCACCGGAAAGAAGUCCCGUGGUCUCGGAAAGGGUCACGGAUUCAACAAGACCACUGCUGGACGCAGAAAGACCUGGAAGAAGCACAACACCCUCAAGUUGCAAAGAUACAGAUAA